This is a messenger RNA of Panthera uncia (snow leopard), 1257 nucleotides long. RefSeq names its product olfactory receptor 52A5-like. NCBI's taxonomy places the organism in Eukaryota, Metazoa, Chordata, Mammalia, Carnivora, Felidae. The coding region runs from base 255 to 1193 and encodes 312 amino acids. Gene Ontology annotation, biological process: G protein-coupled receptor signaling pathway. Gene Ontology annotation, cellular component: membrane. The record is from RefSeq and is a predicted model, not a curated record. The transcript has a single exon. Gene Ontology annotation, molecular function: olfactory receptor activity; G protein-coupled receptor activity.
GAAGUUUAACAUAGAGCAUCAGUUAAAUUCCCCAAUCCUAUCCAAGAUAAUUCAUCUAGGGAGCCUGUGUCUGCAUUCCUGGACGCAUUUAAUUGUCCCAUCAAAAAAUGACUAUGUCUGACAAACUGCCAUUGAAACCACACUCAGCCUCUGAUUGUAUGAAUGCAAGUGAGAAGAGAAAACAGCAGACAGACACUCAAUGCCUACUGGCACUUUGAAUCAGAAGCUCUAAACCAAGAGUCUCUAAAACCAACAUGCUCAAGCUCAAUGGCACAGUCUUCAUGCCCUCAGUGCUGACACUGGUCGGGAUCCCUGGCUUGGAAUCUGUGCAGUUCUGGAUUGGAAUUCCUUUCUGUGCCAUGUACAUCACUGCUCUGUUUGGGAAUUCCCUGCUCCUGGUCAUCAUCAAAUCGGAACGCAGCCUCCAUGAGCCCAUGUACCUCUUCCUGGCAAUGCUUGGAGCAACAGACAUUGCUCUCAGUACCUGCAUCCUACCCAAAAUGCUAGGAAUAUUCUGGUUCCAUUUACCAGACAUAUAUUUCGAUGCCUGUCUCUUUCAGAUGUGGCUCAUCCACACCUUCCAGUGUAUCGAAUCAGGAAUUCUGCUGGCCAUGGCCCUGGACCGUUAUGUGGCCAUCUGUGAUCCCCUGAGACAUGCAAUCAUCUUUAGCCACCAAUUCCUCACUCAGAUUGGGGUUGCAGUGACAUUCAGAGCAGUCAUCUUUUCAGCUCCAUGUCUCAUCCUCAUCAAAUGUCGGCUGAAACACUACUGGACCGCUGUGGUCUCCCAUUCAUACUGUGAGCACAUGGCCGUCGUGAAGUUGGCAGCAGAAGAUAUUCAAAUCAACAAGAUCUAUGGUCUGUUUGUGGCUUUCAUUAUACUUGGAUUUGACAUAAUCGUUAUCAUACUCUCCUAUAUCCGAAUAUUUAUAACUGUCUUCAAUCUGCCUCAGAGAGAAUCUAGGCUCAAAGCCUUUAACACAUGCAUUGCCCAUAUUUGUGUCUUCCUUGAGUUUUAUCUCCUAGGUUUCUUCUCCUUCUUUACACACAGGUUCGGGUUCCACAUUCCACCCUACAUUCAUAUUCUUCUGUCCAACCUUUAUCUGCUUGUCCCUCCUUUGCUCAAUCCUAUUGUGUAUGGGGUGAAAACCAAACAGAUUAGAGAUCGGUUGUCCAAGAUUUUUUCACUCUAAGGAUCCAUUUUGAUUUCUCACUAUCUUACUUGAUUUCAAACAAAAACAACCACAAAACAGUGAA